This is a messenger RNA of Culicoides brevitarsis, 1003 nucleotides long. Its product is annotated as clavesin-2-like. Bases 53 to 1003 code for a protein of 316 amino acids. The record is from RefSeq and is a predicted model, not a curated record. The transcript is spliced from 5 exons. Lineage: Eukaryota; Metazoa; Arthropoda; Insecta; Diptera; Ceratopogonidae. Gene Ontology annotation, molecular function: phosphatidylinositol bisphosphate binding. Gene Ontology annotation, cellular component: membrane.
UUUUUGGAAUUUUUUAUUUAAAGUGACUUUGAAAAAAAUUAAGAUACAGAAUAUGCAACAGAAAAAAAUCGACGAACGUGGUAGAACCUACUUGCAAAUCGCCGAAGGAUUCGAACUUAAACCCGAAUAUGACGGAGUUACUGAAGAAUAUAGGAAAAAAGCUGAAGUUGAGCUCCGUGAGACUCCGGAAAAUGUUAAAAAAGGCAUCGAAGAGUUGCGGGAACUGAUUAAAGCUGAUGCAAAUCUCCAUGUGCCAAUCGAAGAAGAGGACUUUCUUAUAAAAUUUUUACGACCUACAAAAUUUUAUGCCAAAAGUGCCUACGAGUUAAUAGCUCGAUACUACAAAUUCAGAAUUAGACAUCCAAAAUACGGUGCAAAUUUGGUUCCGGAAACAGCAAAACGGGCUUUCGAGCAUCGUGUCAUCAACAUUCAACCGCGUCGUGAUAAAUAUGGACGAAGGAUUUUGAUUUUAUCCGGAGCGAAGGAUUGGACUCCUGAAAAAUUCUCAUUGAACGAACUUUUUCGCGGAGUGCAGUUAGCUGUAGAGGUGGCUUUAGUUGAGCCAUUGACACAGAUAAAUGGUUGUGUAAUGGUAUUUGAUAUGACCGGCAUUACUUUUAGACAAUUGCAGUACUGUUCACUUCCGUUUGCAAUUACAUUAAUUGAGUACGUUCAGCACGUUGCUCCCUUGCGCCUCAAAGCCUUUCAUGUGGUCCAUAAUCCAGCAUUCUUUAACGUGUUGUACAAAAUGUUAAAGCCAUUUUUCUGUCAAAAAUUAAAAACAAGGAUUUUCUUCCACAAAAGUCACGUUGAACGUCUUGCAAGUCACCUUGGACCAGAAUCAGUUCGUCCUUGCUUGGGUGGCACGAUGAAUUGUGAUGAGAUCGAUGGAAAGCUCUUUGCCGAAGUCAUGAUGGACAACUCAGAGGAAUUCGCACAUGCCGCUACUUUCGGUUACAUGGAUGAAGUCGCAAAAAUUAAUGCUGAAAAUUUGAAAAAGUGA